Messenger RNA from Malania oleifera, 1730 nucleotides. Its product is annotated as probable hexokinase-like 2 protein. Gene Ontology annotation, biological process: intracellular glucose homeostasis; glycolytic process; glucose 6-phosphate metabolic process. The record is from RefSeq and is a predicted model, not a curated record. Gene Ontology annotation, molecular function: glucokinase activity; mannokinase activity; D-glucose binding. The transcript has 9 exons. Gene Ontology annotation, cellular component: mitochondrion; cytosol. NCBI's taxonomy places the organism in Eukaryota, Viridiplantae, Streptophyta, Magnoliopsida, Santalales, Ximeniaceae. Bases 82 to 1566 code for a protein of 494 amino acids.
UGUGAAGAACACACAGUUAACUGAUUACGGAAAGAAAUAAUCUCCCUGCAGAGAGAGAGAGAGAGAGAGAGAGAGAGAGAGAUGAGGAAGGAUGUGGUGGUGGCGGCUGCGGUGGCGACAGCAGCGACAGUGGUGGUGGUGGCGGAGGUGGUGAGACGGAGGCAGCGGCGGAGGGAGCGGCAGUGGAAGAAAGCCCAAAACAUUCUUCGCAAGUUUGCGAGGGAGUGCGCCACCCCCGUCCCCAAUCUAUGGCAGGUGGCCAAUGCCUUGGUCUCCGAUAUGCAGGCCGCUCUUUCUUCAGCACCACCAGAAACUGGCGGUGCCGCCCUUACCAUGCUCGUCUCCUACGUUGCUUCCCUUCCCACUGGUGAUGAAGAGGGAGUGUAUUACGGAAUAAAUCUGAAGGGUACAAACUUCUUGAUGAUACGUGGGCAGCUUGAAGGGAAGAAUCACAAUAUAUCAGAACCCCUUAAGGAGGAGGUCGCCAUCCCUUCUGCUCUCAUGGCUGCCACUACCCAGGAAUUAUUCGAUUAUAUUGCUGCGGAGCUAGCACAAUUUGUAUCGACAGAUUCUGCCAUUGUUAAUGAGACGGCAGGGAGGGAAAAAAUUCUGGGAUUCACCUUAUCACUUCCAGUGGAGCAGGAUGCCGCCUCCUCUGCCACUGCCAUUAGAUGGAAGAGUUUAUCCAUUGAUGACCCAGUUGAAAAAGAGUUGGUGAAUGAUAUCAAUCGUGCUCUGCAGAAACAUGGUCUGGACAUGCGCGUUUUCGCAUUGGUUGAUGAUACCAUAGGACGCUUGGCCGGAGGGAGAUAUUACAGUCGGGACAGUGUGGCUGCAGUAACUCUUGGAAUGGGCACAAAUGCUGCAUAUGUUGAACCAGCACACGCAGUUCCCAAAUGGAGUGGCCCAUCGCCCAACUCAGGCGAGAUGGUUCUUAACAUGGAAUGGGCCAAUUUCAGUUCAUCCCAUCUUCCAGUCACAGAGUUUGAUAUUAGUUUGGACGCAGAGAGCUCCAAUCCUGGCACCCAGACAUUUGAAAAGCUUAUUUCAGGAAUGUAUUUGGGAGAAAUAGUGAGAAGAGUUCUUCUUAAGAUGGCUCAACAAACAGCUCUGUUUGGCGAUAUUGUGCCCCCAAUGCUCAUGGUCCCAUACCAAUUAAGGUCACCUGACAUGGCUGCAAUGCAUCAAGAUACAUCGGAGGAUAGAGAAGCCGUGGGUGAGAAACUAAAGGAAAUUUUUGGGGUGGAGGAUUGCAGUCCAAUGGUGAGAGAAGUGGUAGCGGAGGUGUGUGACGUCGUGGCGGAGCGCGGGGCUCGUCUGGUGGGAGCUGGCAUGGUAGGGAUAGUGAAGAAGCUGGGGAGGAUAAAGGGGAAGAGAAGCGUAAUAACAGUGGAAGGAGGGCUGUAUGAGCAUUACCGAUUGUUUAGAAACUAUAUGCACAGCAGUGUAUGGGAGAUGCUGGGAAAUGAGCUUGCAGACAAUGUGGUUAUUGAUCAUUCUCAUGGCGGCUCGGGUGCUGGUGCUCUGUUUCUCGCUGCUUCCCAAACCCUCAACCAUGAUUCCUGAUGCACAAACACACACACACACACACACACUCUUCAAUCUUCAGGAUGCUUUUCUGUUUGUUUCUUUCUUCUUCUUCUUUUCUCCUCUUGUUGAACACUUUAAGCCUCGUUUCAAACUCAACAAAUAUUUUUAAAAACAAAAAUAAAAUCAAGAAAUUUACUUUU